AUGUUUCCUCUAUUUCUUUCUGUACUUUAUUCUUACCAUCUUAUUCUUCCACUCAGUCUCCAUAUUGUUUCCUCUAUCUUCUUUAUUAUGAUUUGUCGUUGUCGUCAUCACCAUCAUCGAGUAUCUUCUUCUUCUUCUUCUUCUUCUUCUUCUUCUAAUUCGUCGUCGUCGAAGCCAGCAUUUCUACAUUCUUUCUCUAUCUCUAUUUUUAUUUCUCUCUAUUCGUUUUCAACACCCACUCUUAUAUAUCUCUGUGUUUUCCUCUUUCUGUUUCCCUCGCUUUAUUACUCCUCCUCCUCUUUAUUUUUCUAUUCAUUCCACUCUCUAUUAAUUUCUCUGUUUCGUUCGCAAUUUCACUUUGGCGUUCUUUCUUUAUAUCUCGCCCUCUCCGUCUCUUUCCCUCUCUCCGUCUCUUUCUCUCUCUCCGUCUCUUCCCCACUCUCUUUCUCUCUCACUCAGAGCCGAAAGAGAUAG
Acanthosepion pharaonis is the source of this 474-nucleotide messenger RNA. The record is from the annotation of a GenBank genome assembly. NCBI's taxonomy places the organism in Eukaryota, Metazoa, Mollusca, Cephalopoda, Sepiida, Sepiidae.